This is a messenger RNA of Oryza sativa Japonica Group (Japanese rice), 1544 nucleotides long. RefSeq names its product flavonol synthase/flavanone 3-hydroxylase. The record is from RefSeq and is a predicted model, not a curated record. NCBI's taxonomy places the organism in Eukaryota, Viridiplantae, Streptophyta, Magnoliopsida, Poales, Poaceae.
AAAGUACGCCAUUUGCGUCGAUUGUUACUCGUUGGUACUAUUUACGAGAUCUGAACAAGCAACUGAAUUGCAUGCGCGAUGCGUGCGAAAUGAAGGACGAAACGGAAAAAGGCAAGUUUUCCGCCUAGUCUCCCUCUCGUCCUCUCGUUGCCGUCCCCGUCGCCGUGCAUCAGAUCAUUUCAUCACCGGCAAGUGCAGUCGCCCCUUUAAAUCUCAGCUCCACUUGUCUCGUUGCCGACGCGUGUGUUUGCUGAGACGCCAUUGUCACAUCGGUUGCUGCUUCCUUCUCGGAAGAUAGCACCACCAGAGGUCGUCGUUGGGUUGUAAUGGCGGAGGUGCAGAGCGUGCAGGCGCUGGCGUCGUCGCUGGCGGCGCUGCCGCCGGAGUUCGUGCGUUCCGAGCACGAGCGGCCGGGGGCGACCACGUUCCGCGGCGGCGACGCGCCGGAGAUCCCGGUGAUCGACAUGGCGGCGCCCGAGUCCGCCGCGCGCGUGGCGGAGGCGGCGGCGGAGUGGGGGCUCUUCCAGGUGGUGAACCACGGCGUGCCCGCCGCGGCGGUGGCGGAGCUGCAGCGCGUUGGGCGCGAGUUCUUCGCGCUGCCGCAGGAGGAGAAGGCGCGGUACGCCAUGGACGCGUCCUCCGGCAAGAUGGAGGGCUACGGCAGCAAGCUGCAGAAGGACCUCGAGGGCAAGAAGGCGUGGGCCGACUUCUUCUUCCACAACGUCGCGCCGCCGGCCAUGGUCAACCACGACAUCUGGCCCAGCCAUCCGGCUGGCUACAGGGAGGCGAACGAGGAGUACUGCAAGCACAUGCAGCGGCUGGCGCGGAAGCUGUUCGAGCACCUGUCGACGGCGCUGGGACUGGAUGGCGGCGCCAUGUGGGAGGCGUUCGGCGGCGACGAGCUGGUGUUCCUGCAUAAGAUCAACUUCUACCCGCCGUGCCCGGAGCCGGAGCUAACCCUCGGCGUCGCGCCGCACACCGACAUGAGCACGUUCACCGUCCUCGUCCCCAACGACGUCCAGGGCCUCCAGGUAUUCAAGGAUGGCCACUGGUACGACGUCAAGUACGUCCCCGACGCCCUCAUCAUCCACAUCGGCGACCAGAUCGAGAUUCUGAGCAACGGGAGGUACAAGGCGGUGCUGCAUCGGACGACGGUGGACAAGGACAGGACGCGGAUGUCGUGGCCGGUGUUCGUCGAGCCGCCGCCGGAGCACGUCGUCGGGCCGCACCCGCAGCUCGUCACCGACGGGAGCCCGGCCAAGUACAAGGCCAAGAAGUUCAAAGAUUACCGGCACUGCAAGAUCAAUAAGCUCCCCAUGUAAAUUUGUAAUUGGGCCAUGGAAACAUCGCCCCCAUGACACCCAAGUACCAAGAGUGCUAUUGCUGGAUGUGGACGCUGCUCAAUGUGAUGCUAGUUAAGUUGCUCUGAUUGCUAAUCUGCUGCUUUCUGAUUCGUAAUCACCUUCGGAGCAUCUAAAUUCAGAUUUUAAACAAACUCUUUCUGAAUUGCCUUCCAUGCCGACACCGGCAUGUAGGCCAUUUGA